This is a messenger RNA of Drosophila suzukii, 6873 nucleotides long. NCBI's taxonomy places the organism in Eukaryota, Metazoa, Arthropoda, Insecta, Diptera, Drosophilidae. The record is from RefSeq and is a predicted model, not a curated record.
GUACCGCAUUUUUGUUUUGAUUCUCGACGUGAGCGGACGUGUGUGUUCGUGUGAUGCGGCGCCAGUUGGCAGGUACAGGUAGCGUAGUUUACCUUUGCCGCUCUACAAAAGUCAAAUAACAACAAUAACAACGACGGCGAUAAUCGCAACAACAACAACGACAACGACAGUUGCAACAAUAGGCGCAUUCUUAAUUGUGUUUACCUUUGAUUGUCAUUCGCCAGCGUUACAUACAUACAUACACAGAGAGAUAAACAUACAUUUUAUAACUGCGAUUUGACUGCGUGCGUGUGUCGUCGCGUCUCCUCUUUACCCCCCUCUUUGCCCCCUCCUUUUUGUUUGUUUGUUUUUGGUUCUUGUUCUCUCGGGUUUUCCUUCAAUUGGAAUGUGCAGCGAAAAGAACGGCAAGAAGAAAAGCCAAGCGCAAAGAAAAGAAAAGCAAAGCAAAGAACAAAUCAAAUCAGAGCAACGGUAUUAAAAUUUAUAUAAGCACUAACAUAAUUUACUACUCUCGCACACACAAAACACAGACACAGACAUUCAAGGCAACUACUUCAAAAAAAAAAGCAGUAAUAAAUACAAUUUUACACAUUCACAUUCCAUUUUGAUUCUGUUGUGUGUGAAAAACUUAUAAGAGAAAAAGAAAAACAACAAAAACAACACGAAACCAACGGCAAAUAACAAUAACAGCAGCGGCAACAACAACAGCAGCAGCAGCAACAACAACAGUAAGCAGCAUAGCAAAGCAGCGAAGUCAACGUCAAAAACGAAGAAGAAGAAGCAAGAUAAAUACAUAGCAAUUUCGACUAAAUAAAGUUUACCAAACGUCGUCGGUACAAUCGGAACGUUCCGUUCCUGCGUUUCUGUUUUCCCGUACGUGCGCUCUCCUUUCCGUUCGUUCCGCGCGCUGCUCUCUUGAGUGAGAGAGGGUGCCCACUUGUUGCCGGCUCAACUCGAACUCUCUCUUGCUAUUCCAUCAUUCCAUCGAUAUUGGAUACGAUAAGUGAUUGAUCUGAUCCACCCACUGGCGGAGAUUUGUGGUACGACGACGACGCUCAGUGGAAGCAGAAGAGCCCGGAUCCAUUGGAAGGCAUGCAGUUGAUGGCCAGCGGUUACUCCUGCAGCAGCUCCAUCUCCUUCAGUUCCAGUUCCAGUUCCCUCCGUUCCAAACUCUCGCGAUGGAGAGCGAGCAGCAGGAGGUUGGGGGCGGAAGUGCUCCGUUAUGUCGCAUCUGCAUCACCACCCACCACCAGCACAACAACACCACCACCACCACAGCAUCCACAGCCAACCUGCCAAUGAUACCCAUCUUCGGCGAGGAUGCGCUCUGGCAGAAGAUUACCACGUUGGCCAACGUCAAGAUCAGCAAAAACGACACCCUACCGCAACAGGUGUGCGUCGGCUGUGCCAAGACAGCCAUAUCGGCCUGCGUGUUCAAAAAGAAGUGCGAGGAGGCGGACACCUUUUAUCGCCAGCAACUGAGACUCCAAAAGAUCGAGGGUGCGGAUCCGCUGGAGGCGAGCGCUGCCGUCGACCAGGCCAAGAGCAGCGGCUGCAGCAGUGGCAGCGGGAGCAGCAGCGCCAGCGGUAGCAGUUCCACCAGCAGCAGUUCCUCCUCCGACGACGAGGACGAGGACAACGACCAGGACCAGGACCAGGAUAACGACAAUGAAGUGGGCGCUGGAGAGGCACACAAGCGGCUGCAUAAUGGCCAUGGCCAGGCCAUUAAUGGCCAUCGGGAAGAUGAGGUCCCCGAGGAGAUGGAUGACCAUCACGAACCAGGCAACAUCGAUGAGGAACCGGAUGAGGAUCACCAUCGAAAUGGCCUUGAGUUGACGGAUGAUGCCAAUCCCGAGGAUGAGGAUGAUGUGGAGGAGAUAAAUCCCUUGAACCACCACCACCAUAACGACGAUGGCGAAAUAACCGUCCACGGCGUGAAUCCCAAGGAGCCGUUCGACUUCAACUCCAUUCGUCUGAUGCAGGAGUAUAUGCAACAUCAGAUGAACAAGUUCCCCAAUGGCUCCGCCACCGGUCCACCGGGUCAGGACAUGGAGCUCGAUCUCGACCAGCGGCACCACCACCAGCACCACGAUGGCGAUGGCGACGAUGACGAUGAUGAGGACAUGUCGCUGCCGCUGAUACCCGAAAUCGAGUUGAUCACGCCGGGCGAUGAAGUUCCAGCGGAUCCGUCGAAUCCCAACGAUUUGGUCAAUGGUGUGGCCGGCGUUGGCGUGGUCCAGGGAAUGCGUGGACCGGGCUUCCAGUGCCCCCAUUGCUAUCAGAUAUUCGAGAUGAAGCAGAUCCUCAAGGCGCACAUGCAGAGCGUCCAUGGAGCACCGGGUCCGGUGUACGAGUGCAGCAACUGCCGCAAGACCUACUUCUACAAGCGCUUUCUGGAGAAGCACAUACGGCGCGGUCGGUGUGUGAAGAAGCGUCGCAACCAAACCCGGCCGAUGCAGUGCUCGGACUGCCAUGUCCUCUUCCCCACGGGCCACCAUUUGGGUUGGCAUAAGCGCACCGGUUGCCCCUCGAAGGCGGCCAAAAUGCCCCUGCAGCAGCUUUUCAAGCAGAACAUUGUGCAGUUUAACAAUUUUCCCAAGCGGAUCGCCGCCGGAGGAGCACGCAAGCCCACGGCUCCUGAUCUGCAUAUCAACAAUCGCAAACUGGGCUUGGCCAACAAGCGAAAGGGACGCACUCGCAUCAAGCUGGAUGCCAAGAAGAUUGCCCUGGCCAAGCAGUUGAUACUGCGCGAGGCCACCACCACGGUGAUUGCCAACGAGCUGAACAUCUCGCGCACCUUCGCCUGGCGCCUGCGUAAGAGUCUGGUUAAUGGUGUCAGUCUGCAUGAGCGUGUGGUGGAUCCCUCGCAGGAAGAGCAGCACCUGCAGCAGCAGCUGCAGCAACAGCAACAGCAUCAACAGUUGCACUUGCAGCAGCAACAGCAGGAGGAGCAGCAGCAGGCAGCAGCCGCAGCAGCACAGGCCGAACGCGAACGGGAGCAUCAUCAUUUGAGCCUUCCCUAUAGCCACCUGGGCUUGGGUCUCAUCAAAGAGGAGCGACAGGAUAGCGAGGAUGAGGAGGAGCAGCAGCAGCGACAGCAGCAGCAUCUCCACCAUUCGCACCACCAACUGGGCCUGGUGGAUGAGUGCGGAGCGGAAGAGAUCGGAGCCGAGGAAACGGCUGGCUAUAUGGGCGAUGAGGAUGCCGUUUGCGGGUUGCUCCACAAUGGCUACGAUCCCGAUCCGGAUUCCGAUCCCAUUGAACACGAUCCCUUCGAGGGCACCGACAACAACAACGACCAUCAUUCGAAUGGCAGACGGCCUGGUUCUGUUUCGCCCGCACCACCACUAGCGCCGUCAUCGAUGGGCAGUUCCGGUGGGGUCGGGGUUCCGGUGCCGGUGCAGGUCCAUGCUGCUGCCGCGCGGACCGAUGUUGAGGUCUAUAAACGCCUGCUGGCCGAAUCGCAGCACUUCCCCCACAUCGUCAACGCCCAGCAGUUGCAGAUGCAGCAGCAGCAUCGCGAGCGGGAGCGGGAGCAGCGGGAUCGCGAGCGGGAGCAACUGCAGCAGCAGAAGGUCCACAACGGCGGAAUGCCGAUGCUCACACGCUAUCCGCCCGCCGUCAUGCACGCCCUGCCCGUCAACCUGUCCCUGCGCUCCAUGCCCCACAUGAACAGCAACGAGAGCAACGGCAGCUCCAGCAGCAACACCGCUGCCCCACUACCCGUUCCUGGCUCAUCCGCAGCCACAUCGACUGCCACUCCAACUGGCAAGAAGCCCCGCAAGCCGAACGUCUUUAUCGAUGACGAAAAGUACGCCAUGGCGAAGUUGUUGGUGGCCCAGAACUCCUCCACCAUGGAGAUAGCCAGGGCCCUAAAUGUCUCCCAAAUGACGGCUUGGAAGGUGCGCGAUGCCAUUCUCAAGGGAGUGCCUCUGUCAUACCGCAACAAGCGGUCCGAUGGCAGGCAUUCCGAGGAGUUUAGCGCCAAGGAGCAGCAGCAGCAGCAGCAGCAACAUCAGCAACAACAGGAGCAGCAGCAACGCCAGCAGCAGGAGAUGCAGCGACAGCAGCAACAGCAAAUGGAGCAAAUGGAGCUAAUCAAGCAGCAACGCCAGCAACAGGAGUUGCUACUUCAACAGCAGCAGCAGCAACAACAGCAGCAGCAGCAACUGCGUCAUCACACACCAGCGGAAACAUCACACUAUCAGCAGCAACAGACGCCACCGAAGAUGCUGCAUCCUCGCCGCCGCCUGAAGGCCGCGGAACGCGAGCUGCGCGACAAGGAGAUCACACGCGAAAUACUCGAGCUGAUCAAGGAGGACAGCAACAUUCAGUACUGGAAGGUGUCGGCUCGCCUGGCCGAGAAGGGCAUCAAUAUAUCGCCCUCGUCCGUCUGCCAGAAGCUCAAGUCGAUGGGCAUCCACCGACGCUGGAAGCCCGGCGACAAGCCGCCCAUGCUGGCCAUUAGUCAGCUGAAAGCGGCCACUGUGGCGGCCGCAGCAGCAGCGGCAGCUGGCCUGGCCGGCGUCGGCGGCGUUGUUCCGGGCAGCGCCGGACUGGCCGGCAGCAGUUUUGGCCUGGCCGACGACGGCUACGAGCAGCAGCAGUUCGACAUGGGCGGGCCACACUUUCUCAGUGCCUUUACGCGCUAGACGAUCGACCAAAAGUCGUCCUCCCCAUCUAGGUCUAGAUUAAAAUGUAGAACGCAUUGGAGUGGACGCAGAAUCGUAGAGGGCAUUCUUUAGGCAAUUCGACUUGGAACUUGUAGGUCCAAAUAAGAAUUUUAAGCUUCUAAACCAUUUCAAAGAAAAUAUACAUCUAGGUUUAUGAUCAUUGUUUUAUAGCAUACAGUUUCUAGAAGAUACUGUAUUAUCUAAGUAGGCAAUUUCAAACAUUUUAAUUUGAUUUUACUCUGAACUCGUUAUAUUUUCUCGAGAAUAUUUAUGAAAAACUUCUUUGCAGAACUGCCAUUUGCAAGACGAAAUGCCUAUAAAUUGUCGGGUUUAAUACUAUUUUUUUCGAGCCACCCUAAUCCAUAUGCAUAUAGACCAGCACAGCAACAACAACUUGUAUUUUUUAUAUAGUAUUUGAAAGAGAGUGCGCGCUUGAAAUGUAUUUGUAUUUGUAAUCGAUAUGAGAUAGCAUAUAUUGUAUGAUUCUGUAUUAGAUUUAUAUAUAUAUCCAAUAUAUAUGCUAAGCAUUCCUAGAAUGUCACACACACAAAGAAAACAGAAAGCACCCAAAAAAAAAACCAUGUUCAUUCCAAGCGAGGAAAUCAUUUCCUUGCUUUAAUUUCAGCAGCUUCCUUUUCCUCUUCCUCUUCCUUCAUCCACACACAUACACUACACCAACACACACACACACACUUAGCUGAUAAUGUAAUAAUUUAAUUAACAUAUUUAUUGAUCGCAUGUUUUCGUGUGUAUGUGUGUGUGCUUAAGCUGAGAAAUGUAUUUAAAGAUUUGCAUUAUUUUUAAUUUAUUUAUUUUUUACUCACGCACACACACAUAUGAGCAAUUAUUCAGUACUGAACUUUAAUUUAGUUAAAUUAAUGCAUCAAACGAUGAAAUAACAAUCAGAACAAAGCAAACGGAAGCAGAACAAACAGCAGCUAGAGAGAAAGUUAAGAAAGCUAGCAACAUAAGUGCAAUUAUAAACUAUACCUAGAAAACCAGAUGAAUGUAUAAUGUAUUACGUGUGACCGAGACAGAAGGUGGGAGAGUGAGAGAAGGGAGAAAGAGAGGCAAAACUGGCCUAAACACCACUGAACAUUUUUUAAGUUCCCAUUUUAGAAAAUAUUUAUUCGAAAAUCAUGAGUGUUAGUUCUCACCUCUUAAAAACCCCUUAUUUGCCAAUUAUGAUUUUUAAGCAUUUCAUUUUAAAUCGCCAAUUUAUAAAUAACUGUUGUUUUUGGUUAAAGUGUAGAAACAAAUUUUAAAUUCUAAAAUAAGUUUAGGUCAAUUAAAACAUCAAUUAGUUUUAUUUUAGAAAAACCUUAUACAUUCCCAAAGACAUACCAAAAUUCUAACAAAAAAACUGCAAGUCCAUACAUACAAAAAAUUGCGUUUUUGUGUGUUUACAGUGGUGUUGAGCCAUCAAUUUAAUAACUUUCACUCCCUAACUUUUCUCCUUUCUUUCUCUUGGUCGUUUUCCAUAUAGACAGUUAUUCUAAAUCCAUCCUCCAACCAAGCCCAAAAUUAUGUAAAAAAAAUUAUGGAAACAAUACAAACGAUCAACUUAAAAAAAGUCGUAGCCAAUUGUUAGUUGAAAGUGAGAAAAACAAAUCCACAAAAGAACAAAGCGGAAAAGAGGGGAAAUGAAGACAAGUUAAGCUGAGGACUCAGAACUGUAUUUAUUUACAGCCAAUUUAAGAAACAUAUUUUAUUAUUUUUUUGUUGUAGUGGAUGAAAUUCAAUUUGUCUGCGAUUUAUUUUUGUAUAGCUUUUAAGGUCAGCAGUUAGAGCAAAGGAGAAAGCAAGAGAGAGAGAGAGAGAGCGAGAGAGCGUUAGCGAAGGUUGAUAUAGUAUUUUUUUUAUAUUUUUGUACAAUUUGAAAUUGUAACUGCUUUUUAUCAAUCAAUCAAUCAAUGAAUGAUUCCCUCCCUCUACCAAACCACACACAUACAAAAACACACACACGCAUACUGUGCAAAGUAUUUUCAAUAUUCAUUACAUACAAUAUAUCCAUAUAUAAAUAUGUAACAUUUAAACGCAUAAGAAACUAAAUUUAUGAAAUAGUUUUUUUUUGUUUUUUUUAUAUAUCAUAUUUAUUAGCCGCAGCUUAUAAAAUAGAUUUACAAAAAUGAUUACAAUUUUUUUGUAUGAAAUGCAAAGAAUGAUGUCUAUGAAAUAUAAUUUAUUAUACAUAAAUAUA